Ceraceosorus guamensis is the source of this 1884-nucleotide messenger RNA. RefSeq names its product GroES-like protein. NCBI's taxonomy places the organism in Eukaryota, Fungi, Basidiomycota, Exobasidiomycetes, Ceraceosorales, Ceraceosoraceae. Bases 356 to 1672 code for a protein of 438 amino acids. The record is from RefSeq and is a predicted model, not a curated record. The transcript is spliced from 5 exons. Gene Ontology annotation, biological process: D-sorbitol catabolic process. Gene Ontology annotation, molecular function: L-iditol 2-dehydrogenase (NAD+) activity; zinc ion binding.
CUAGUACUAGCCUUUCGAAGUCCUUGUACUCACGGCUGAACUUUCACAGACCUUUUCCCGAGGCGCAACAUUUGACCGAGACAGGCUGUGGAAGAGGAUCAAAACGCACAGGACGAGUUCAAUGGACGUCCUUUGCCCCAGACGAUCCUGAUCUCAAGAUUGCAAAUCCGUCAAAGCAUACCGUGCCGCAGGAAAGGAACUAAUCUUGCCUCUGUAUUGUCGAGGAGAAUAAGCUUUGCCUACUCGUGUUGAGGCUGAAAGCCAAAAGCUCGCUGGGAGUACGAGCAGGCAAUUCUGAAUAAUACUCCCCCCUCUCCUUCACGCCCGGACUCUCUUGGGGUAGGUCGGGAUGAGCAUGUACAGCAACACUUGCGCCGUCCUGCACGGACCUGGCGAUUUGCGCAUUGAAUCGCACGAUAUCACUCCUCCCCAAGCUGGCGAGGUACAGAUCCGAAUCGAACAGACCGGCUUGUGCGGUUCCGACCUGCACUACUAUCUGCAUGGGAGAAAUGGAGAUUUUGCACUUCGAGAGCCAAUGUGUCUGGGUCACGAGUCUGCCGGAGAGGUGGUCGCCAUUGGUCCUGCCUCCUCCUCCACUUCUUCCGAGCCGAGCGCAACAAGCACGCCAGCACCUUUGGGCGUACUCAAAGUGGGCGACAAAGUAGCCGUAGAAGCGGGUGUUCCUUGUCGACUGAUAGAGUGCGAAAGAUGCGCUGAAGGUAGGUACAACCUGUGUCCCAGGUUGCGAUUCGCAAGCUCCGCAAAAACCUUUCCUCAUCUACACGGAACUUUGCAAAGACUGAUCAACUGGCCAGCUUGGCUGGUGCACAAACUUCCGUCAACCUUGUCCACCACACAUGGCGCGCUCCUCGAACCGCUGAGCGUGGUCUUGCAAGCCUUAUCCCGCGUAUCAUUUCACCCAGGUCAGACAGUCCUGAUUAUGGGCGCAGGAGCAGUAGGUCAGCUAGCGUGCGCAGCUUCCAAAGUCCAAGGAGCGGCAUACGUCGCCGCCAUCGAUAUAGACUCUGACAGGUUGGAAUUUGCCAAGAAGAGCGAGUGGGCAGAUGCCAUCUUUACAUUGCCACGCGUGCCUAACGGGACCCAAUUUGCCAGCGAUGCAUCAGGCAUGGAUGAAGUGCAACGAAGAAGAGCGCAAAGAGCACAAGAAGAUCAAGAUGGCAUGUCCGCGGCCAAGGCACGAGCUGCAGAAGCUCUCCAGCAUUUCGAAAACGACGAGGCAAAAAUUCAGGCGGGCUUCGACGUGGUGCUGGAGUGUACGGGUGUUCCUUCUUGCGUUGCGCUGAGCAUAUUCAUGGCUAGACCAGGAGCCAAGGUUGGUCUGAUAGGCAUGGGCCAUCCAAUUCAGACCCUUCCGAUAGGUGCGGCAAGUCUGCGAGAGGUGGACCUGGUCGGCGUGUUUCGGUACGCGCAUCAAUACCCACGAGCCAUCGACCUCCUCUCUCGCUGGCAUUCCUCUGGCCUCUCAGUGGGAACAAGUGCGGAGGAUGGGCGCGCGGCGUCAGUCGUGCAGGCGGCAGGACUGGAGCGGCUGAUCAGUCAUACUUUUAGCCUCGAGGAUGCACAGCAGGCCUUCGAGACGCUCCGCAACGGAAAGAGCGCAGAUGGCAGGGGAGUCAUCAAGGUAUUCAUCGAGAAUGCAAGUCCGAAGUGAAAUCGAACAGAUCGAAGACGUGGCAAAAUGUAUAUCAUUCCAAGUUCUCAUCUGGACGCUGAGAUCGCGCCCCAAAAUAUACAAGUUCUCAUCUGGACGCUGAGAUCGCGCCCCAAAGUGCUGGAAAAGAAAGCGAUGCGUCUUCGCCACCCUGCAAAGACAAUAGGACCUCAUUGUUGUCUCGUCAACUCUCGUUCGAACGCCUCUGUAAA